Messenger RNA from Lytechinus pictus (painted urchin), 2906 nucleotides. RefSeq names its product transcription elongation factor S-II-like. The record is from RefSeq and is a predicted model, not a curated record. Gene Ontology annotation, molecular function: zinc ion binding; nucleic acid binding. NCBI's taxonomy places the organism in Eukaryota, Metazoa, Echinodermata, Echinoidea, Temnopleuroida, Toxopneustidae. The transcript has 8 exons. Gene Ontology annotation, biological process: DNA-templated transcription; transcription elongation by RNA polymerase II. Gene Ontology annotation, cellular component: nucleus. Bases 86 to 844 code for a protein of 252 amino acids.
CGAGGAUCCGUUGCAGUUACUGAAAGAACUCAGAUCAUUGAACAACACCAUCACUCUGGAGGUUCUUCAGAAAACCCGGAUCGGGAUGGCAGUCAACAACCUGAGGAAGCAAAGUGACCAGGAAGAGGUCAUUAACCUUGCUAAGGUUCUCAUCAAAGGCUGGAAAAAACUCCUACCUCAACCAGGUGGGGGCACACCCGCUGCCAAGGCGAAAGAGAAAGCGUCAAACGGCGACUCAGGAAAUUCAUCGGAUCAGGGCCGAGGAAACGGCGACAGCUCAAAGACGAUAAGCAGGCAGUCAUCUUCAGCAUCUUCCCAUUCCUUCUCCUCAACCAAUCUCGAUGGCAUCAGGGAACGUUGCAAGCAGAUGAUCAGUAAUGCUCUGAAAGUAUCAAUACCCGAAAUCGAAGGAGAAGAGGAUUUGCAAGAUCCAGAAGAACUAGCCGGCAUCAUUGAGGAUUGUAUUUACACUGAAUUCUGUAACACCGACAAUCGGUAUAAGAACAGAGUGAGGAGUAGGGUGUCGAACCUCCAGGACAGUAAGAACCCAGAGCUUCGUAGGAUGGUCCUCAACGGAUCCAUUGCUCCGGAGAAGAUUGCUUCCAUGGCAGCUGAGGAGAUGGCUAGCCAAGCCAUGAAACAGAUGAGAAAGAAUUUCACGAAAGAAGCCAUCAACGAGCAUCAGCUUGCCCAGACCGAAGGCACCCGAUCCAACCUACUCAAAUGCGGAAAAUGCCAAAAGAAAAACUGUACCUACAACCAGAUGCAGACAAGGAGUGCUGAUGAACCCAUGACAACCUUUGUAUUCUGUAAUGAUUGUGGACAUAGAUGGAAGUUCUGCUGAUGGCGGCCAAUUUCCCUGUUGUACAUAUUGUUGUAUACAAGUAGCUCUCACCCGAUGUCAACAUUUUGUAUAUAGCCCCGUACCUGAAACCACGGCACGAUAGAAAGAGUCACAUCUCCUCUGUUGAGUCAUGGCCAUUGUCAUCAGUCAACCAUGGGGACUCUUGGAGAACUUUAAGGAGAUAGGUCAAAGACUCUUCCCACCUGAAGACAUACUGAUAGUGAUGAUACAACUUACAGUCCUAUCUUGGAGCACUUCAGAUAGGGUUUUCUAAAGGCACAUGCUCCGUGGUUAUUUUAUUGAUAUCGAUGACAAUGUUGGUGCUACAAGUUGUUGAUCCUAGAGUAUUUCAGGUGAAUUAAACUAAAGGCACGUCCUGUACCGACAAGAUACUGACCGUUGUAAUCAUCCUGGAAGAUAUGCGAUAAAAUACAUGGUUUCCAAGUUGUAGCACUCCUUGGAAUUAGUGCUGUUGGUAGUGACAGUCAUGAUGCUACUGUAAUUUUUGAGGAUUUCAUGCAGAAUGCACAAAAGGCACAUUAUACCCAACAGGACUGGAGGUGGGAAUAUUUGUCUUGUGUUCCUAAAUCCUAUUCGGACCGCAGAAAAAAAAUAUGACAAGACUCCAAACUACUCUCAUUCCUUGAGGACUUCAAGCACAUCAUCAAGGACACAUCGUACCUGUCUGAUGGUGGUAAAACCUAUCUUGCGAUCUCCUGUAGGACUUCAAUAAGAAUAUCCCAAGAAGCCGCAACUUCCUGACAAUGGUUCAGAUGGUAGUGACAGUCUUGGUGCUACUGUCAUUCCUUGAGGACUUCAAGCAGACUACCUCAAGAGCACAUCAUACCUGUCUGAUGGUGGUAAAACCUAUCUCGUAAUCUCCUGAAGGACUUCAAAAAGAAUAUCCCAAGAAGCCACAACUUCCUGUAAAUAGUUCAGAUGGUAGUGACAGUCAUGAUGCUACUGUCAUUCCUUGAGGACUUCUAGCAGACUACCUCAAGAGCACAUCAUACUUGUCUGAUGGUGGUAAAGCCUAUCUUGUGAACUCCUGAAGCACUUCAAAAAGAAAAUCCCAAGAUGCCACGCUUCCUGACAAUGGUUCCGAUGGUAGUGAUAGCUGUGAUGCUACCCUCAAGGGCAUAUUGUACCUGGCACGACCGAUGGUAGUAUUAAUGUAACACAAUUAUCAAUUCUGGAAAAUAUCAGACAGAAUACAUGUAUUCCAAGCUGCAGCGCUUCCUAGCAAUAGUUCUGAUUGUAUUGACAACCAUGAUACUACUGUUAUUCUCUGGAAAUUCAAGUAGAAUACUUCAGGAGCACAUCAUACCUGACAGGCUGAUUGGUGGUAAUAUCUAUCUUGUCUUACUCUUUGGAGCAAAUCUCCACCAAGCAAUCUUGCCAGUUACACCUACCAGUCAGACCGCAGGUCCCUAUGCUAAUGAGCAAAAAGGCCAGAUUCAUCCAAAUCAUCUCGUGGCUGAAUCCUCCUCCUUGCAAAAUCUCGUGAUUCGUGAGAUUUUCUUUCUCUAAGAAUUUACCUGUUUUAACCUCAAGUUAAAUGAAAUAUUAUUGCACCAUCAGGUAGAGUAAAAGUUACUCUUUCAUAUUGGUCAUUUAUUUUGUAUACAAUAUUUUGUUAAAUAAGUAAAUUUCUGGCCUGAAAAUGUGCCUCAAAACUGAAUUUUCUUCCUCUGUUUUCUUUUGUAAAUUGUGCAAAACUUUUUAUUUUGAGCCUCAAUGAUAUCUAUAUCACCAUAAAGCUGAACUUCUGUACUUUCUCACAAUGCCACUCUUGAUAUGCGGCACCUUUUAAUCAGGUCAAGAUCACACUUUUCCCACCAAGGUACAAGACGAGAUUUCUGAAAUUUUGUACUUGCAAGAAAUCCAGAGUUCUGAUUGGCUGGAUAAGGUUCACAGAACAACAGGCGCGGGGUAUUUGAGGAGAUUACCACAUGGGAAGUGUGACCUUCCCACGAACCCAGGCACUGGGACGUUGGAAUUUGCCAUUGUGUGGUCUCUUUGACCAAUCAGAGUGCAGUAUUCUUGUUUUCAAACUGUUUUA